Molecule: messenger RNA, 1413 nt
Organism: Trichomonas vaginalis G3
Lineage: Eukaryota; Parabasalia; Trichomonadida; Trichomonadidae
Product: ribonuclease inhibitor domain-containing protein
Exons: 1
Coding region: 1-1413 (470 amino acids)
Source: RefSeq, a predicted model, not a curated record
AUGUUAUCUCUGCUUUUUGUAAGUUUUGCUUUAGCUGAUCCAGAAUUGUACUUUGACAAUGGCACACUGACAAUAUCAUCAAGUGGAAAAUUGAUUCCUGAACUAAUAACGGCUUCAUAUAAUAUUAAUUUAAUUACAAAUAUAAUAUUUGAUGAGAACGCCCAAAUCGAAAUUGGUGACCAUGCAUUCCUCAAUUUCAAAAACCUGGUUUCGAUUCAUUUAUCAAGAGGUGUUUCAUCAAUUCAAAAAACAGCCUUCAGAUACUGUUCAUCUUUAACAAUUAUAACAGUUGAUAUAAAUAAUCCCCAUUUUGCAGUGGAAAACUCAGUUUUGUAUAAUAUUGUUAAAUCCGAAAUUUACAAAGUUCCUGUGAAUUUAGAAAUUUUUACAAUUCCAAAUACAGUUAGUACACUCAAGGGCCAUUCAUUUCACCUUUUAAAGAAAAUGGAUAAACUGAUUAUUCCACGAUUUGUUAAUAAAAUUGAAGAAGGAGCUUUUUAUGAUGCAAACAUCGAUAUAAUAGAGUUUGAAAAUGGAUCAGCUCUAGAAAAACUUGAACCACAUUCAUUUUCAUAUUCAAAUAUCAAACAAUUAAUUUUAUCAGAUACGUUAAAAGAAAUCGAGAAUAAUUCAAUAGCGUUUGACUCACAUUUAUUCAAUAUUGCAUUUAAAACACCGAGAAUAUACAAUUUAAUAAUCCAUUCCUUUGCAAUUUAUGGAUCUAAAAUUUCAUUUUUUGCCAUUCCAGAUAAUUCAACCGUUGAAGGUAAUGCAUUCAAUCCAUCUAUUAACCUUAAUAGAAUUUCUAUUGGAAGAAAUUGUAAUUUAGAUGCAAAUAGUUUUGCAGGAUGCCCAAAUAUACAGAAUUUUGAUACUCAAGAAAGUAUUGGCAGGGAAAAUGGAUUUAUUAUUCAUAAUAAAACUCUGCUAUAUGUGAGUAAAGGAACAUCCGAUUAUUUUAACUUUAGUACAGUUAAUUCUUUUCCAAAUCCAGGAUUUCAAUACUCAAGUAAUUUGACAAGAUUUGAAUCAAAAAUACCAGAUGGUUAUACUGAAAAAGAUGGAGUUAUUUAUAACAAUGACGGUAGUAAGGUAAUUGCAGCAACUGGUGGCUUAACAUAUAUUAAAUUAUCAGAUAAUGUUAGAAUACUUGGCCCUUAUUGUUUCACGAUGAUGAGCAAAUUGCAGACUCUAGAGAUAAAAAGUGAAGUAAUUUCAAUCAGUGAAUAUGCAUUUUACCAGUGCCAUAUCCAAAAAAUUGAAUUUAAGGAAGUGGAUAGUAUUGACUAUGGUGCCUUUGAAGAAUGUUAUGCAACAAAUAUUACAUUCACUAGCGGCCCAAAAACUGUGGCAGGCAGAUCUUUCAAAAUUGUAGACUCCAGAAAAUUACUUUCACAAAUGUUGAGUCAAUAG